AAGAAACCACAAAGCAUUAAACCUCUUGAAAAUUUUGUUGUUUUACUCCGAUCGUCGCCUUUUUGGCCGUCGCCGGCGAUUUCUGAUUGUAUAAUUUUGAAAUGAUAUCGCCGGAGAUGGAUAUUCCGGCAGCCGUCCGUCGAUUCCUGGAUUUACGCAGCGGUGAUGUGUUAAUUUCUGUAGGUGACGUACUUACCUAGCCUAAAAACCUAACAGUAGCUGAAAACCCUACGCGAAAGCGAGCGUUACGUAGCAGAGAUUAGAAGUUAUUCCUUGUUUUGUUUCACAAAUCGGUAUUAAAAUAAAGAAUCCAAUAAAAUAUAUGUAUUGUAAUGCUAAUCUAUAAGAUAAAGGAAUCAGUUUUGCAGGUUUUUUGAAAGAUAUAGGAGGAUUUCUUGGUUUUUGUGCCGAUUGAUUUGGUGAUCCGAUGAUGAGAGACUAGUUCAUGUGCUGUGUUUUUACUAUUACAGCCAUUGGAGUUUUGUUAUGGAUCUCUAGUAUUGUUUUUGAUCAGGUGUUAUCGGAAAAUUGAGGUUUUGCGAUAACUAGUUUUUUAGGUUUUAGGGUUUUCUGAUUUUCUUUCGUUUAAUAAGAGAAAAAAAAAAAUUGAUAAUCGAGGAAGAAGUUUUUGGUAUGCCUUUGACGAUGAAGAUACAACCAAUCGAUUCAACCACACCGGAAUGUUUUGAGCCGGUGAAGAUUGUGCCAAAGUCUCGAUUGAGACGUCUCUUCGACUUCUCUAGCUUUUUGAGAGGAUCGGCGGUGGCGGAUAGGUCCGUCGCCGGGGAACCGCAAUGCGGCAAAGAUUGUUCAGACGAAUUCGAGCCGAGCUCCGUCUGUUUAGACAAAAUGGUCCAGAAUUUCAUAGAAGAAAGCAACGAGAAGCAGUAUGUUGCAACAGCGAACAAGUGUGGCCGGCAUAACCACCAACAGUGCAAUUGCGUUAACGGCACCAAUUUCUGUAGCAGCGAUGGUUCCGAAGAUGAGUUUGACUCGUUCAAUUGUUUUGGCAACUCUAACAACCACAGUUCGUCCACCGACUCGUGUGAUCCUCUUAAGAGUUUGGUGCUUUGCGAAACAGUUUCUGAAAGGAAUUUGUUGGCGGAUGCUGCAAAAGUCGUGGAUAAGAACAAGAUCUGUAAACGGAAAGAUGAAAUCAGUCGGAAAAUCGUUUCCGAUGGCCUCUUAGCUACCGGAUACGCUGUUUCUAUCUGCAAGUCCCGUUGGGAAAAAACUUCGACAUAUCCAGCAGGGGAAUACGAGUAUAUUGAUGCUCUAAUUGAAGGGGAUCGUUUGAUAAUCGACAUAGACUUCCGAUCAGAGUUCGAGAUAGCAAGAUCCACCAAAAGCUACAAAGCUGUUCUUCAAAUGCUUCCUCAUAUCUUCGUGGGUAAAGCCGAUCGUCUCCAGAAAAUCAUCAACAUAGUUUCGGAUGCUGCAAAACAGAGCUUAAAGAAGAAAGGAAUGCCUUUGCCCCCAUGGAGAAGAGCUGAAUAUGUUAAAGCCAAAUGGCUAUCUCCUUGCACUAGAAUCAUCAUUACUCCCACGGAUGAUCAAUCCCCCAAUGAGAACCCAAUCAAAUCUGACCCUAAAGACCAUAUCUUGAUGGAAGAAUUCGAAGUGUUGGCAACUACAGAUGAAGAUCCAUCCGCGGAAGCUUUUAAACAGUGGGAGCCAUUGGAGAUCAAACCCAAGGUACUAAAGACUGGAGGUAAAGUCAUUAGUGGUCUAGCUUCUGUGAUUGAAGGCAAAUAAUACUUACAUAUGAAAGAGGUUCGAUUCGUCUAAAACCCAUUUCAAAAUGUGGUUUUCUUGAUUUUCCAUCUUUAAAUCAAGAAAAUGGAACCCACAUAACAGAAAUGUUGGAUAUGGGGAUUAUUUAGACUAACAGGACCCUAAAAGUUUUUGGUAUUUUGACUUGCUUGUUUUUGGGUUUUUUAGUGUUUUUUCUGGUCUUUUUGGCACCGGAGAAGAAAAGAAAAAAAAAAAAGAAUAUAUACUGGAGAAGAUGAGAUGGGUAGACUGAAGUCCCCUUGGUGUUUUUUUGGGUGUAAGGGUCCAUCUUUACUAACUACUUUGGAUAUAAUAAUGAUGAAUAAAUAAUCAAAUAAAUUGAAUAUUCUAUGGUUUUCAGUAUUUCUACCUGAUUCCCAUGUUUUCUGUUACAUUUUUGUAUAAAAAGUGUUUCUGCUUGUGGGGUUUUCGGUUUUUAUGCCGGUUUGUAAUGUAUAGCUGUAUAUCGACCUUAAUCUUGAAGAUCGAUGCUUAGAUCGAAGUAGAAGUGAGUUGCCAUGGCCCAUGUGUGCUAGAUCGAAGAUGGUUUUGCAAGAUGACCCUCUAGUGUAUAUCUAAGUUUGAAACAAGGGUAGAUGAGAUGAAAGUCGGAUCAGAUGACGGUCAUUGAGCGUAUUCUUUCUUUAAAGGUCAUGU
This is a messenger RNA of Cynara cardunculus var. scolymus (artichoke), 2430 nucleotides long. RefSeq lists its product as uncharacterized. NCBI's taxonomy places the organism in Eukaryota, Viridiplantae, Streptophyta, Magnoliopsida, Asterales, Asteraceae. The transcript is spliced from 3 exons. Bases 634 to 1755 code for a protein of 373 amino acids. The record is from RefSeq and is a predicted model, not a curated record.